AACCGCAGAGAGGACAUGCCGUCUGCAGAAAUGAAAGGCUUGCCGACAUAUAGGGGUUUCAGAGUUGAGUUUUUAGCAAAAUACAGGAGGAAAUGUGUCCCGGGAGAAAACGGGAGACCCCCGGCAAACAAGGGAGAGUUGAGACAGAAGCUGUACGCAAAAAACUUUGAGUUUGCUCCGGGGCAGCUGCUGAAAAUCAAAGGCGUCGUGGAACCAGAAGCCAAAAGUUUCGUGUUCAAUAUCGGCCGGUCGGACAACGAGUUCUCUCUCCAUUUCAACCCUCGCUUCGACGAGCAUGGAGACACCAACACCAUCGUGUGCAACUCCAGAGUGGGCGGGGUCUGGGGGGAGGAGCAACGAGACCACGCCUUCCCCUUCAAACACGGAGAGGACGUGAAGGUGUUUAUCUAUUACAAGCCUGACUUCUUCGAGGUGAAAGUCUCCGAUGAUUUCCUGGUCAAGUUUCCGAACCGCUGUGAUGACCAGAAGCUGGCCUUCCUGGGAGUGGACGGAGGAUUCAAAGUCGUCUCCUUCAAAGUCCAGUAAAAACUGGGACCAAACCAGUGCUAUGCAAGCAACAGCAUCUACAGCUACAUCCAAAGGAUUUGCAUCACCCUCUAUGUAGAAUGACCUUGCUGGCUAGGACUACGGCUCCCAGCAUGCCUCUGCACCCGCGGCAAUGGUGAGGCAUGCUGGGAGCUGUAGUUCUUUAUGCUGUGGUCUCGUAUCACAAGCGAUACAGACCUCUAUUACGAUACAUCAUGUACAGCUGUGGGCAAAAGUUUAGCAGCAUCACCCUCUAUGUAGAAUUAAUUAAUUUUUGUAAUUUUUUUUUUUUUUUUAAAUAUAUGAUAAACUAAACGAUGUUCAAAUAUUUGUUGCAAAUCUUCUGGGAAUAAUCAUAAAAAUAACACAAGCCAAAAUCAUUCAAGAAAAAAAUAAAUGAGAAAAAAUCUU
Molecule: messenger RNA, 957 nt
Organism: Acipenser ruthenus (sterlet)
Lineage: Eukaryota; Metazoa; Chordata; Actinopteri; Acipenseriformes; Acipenseridae
Product: galectin-1-like
Exons: 4
Coding region: 16-546 (176 amino acids)
Molecular function (GO): laminin binding; carbohydrate binding
Source: RefSeq, a predicted model, not a curated record